AUGUUAGACGCUCUUGGUAUUGACGACUACAUCCUGAGCGGAGGGUAUAGCGGUCUGGCUCGCGCCCUGUCAAUGCAGGCGGAGGAUGUGAUAGAGGAUGUGCUGGCAUCCGGGCUGCGCGGACGCGGCGGCGCUUACUUCCCGGCGGCGCUGAAAUGGCGUGGAGCGCGGACGGUUAUGAACACGCCGCGAUACCUUGUAGUGAACUGCGAAGAGGGCGAGCCGGGUAUCUUCAAGGAUCGUCACAUCAUGGAGGGCGUGCCGCACCGCCUCAUAGAAGGCGCAAUCAUCGCCGCCUACGCCUCUGACGUUCAUGAAGCGUACAUCUACAUCAAUGCCGAGGCGAACCUGUCCGCAGAUCGAAUGCAGAUUGCCAUUGAGCAGGCAUACGCCAACGGACUUCUUGGCGAUAGCGUCCUUUCUUCAGGCUACGCGCUCGAAAUGCAGAUUGUUCGUGGCGCGGGCGGCUACGUGUGCGGCGAUGAGACGACGCUCCUUAACACGAUGGAGGGGCAGCGCCGCGAGCCCCGUCAGCGUCCCCCAUUCCCGACGGAAGCCGGGCUUUGGGGUCAGCCGACCGUCAUCAAUAACGCCGAAACCCUGUCGAGUGUGCCAUAUAUACUCGCCAACGGAGCCGAUGCCUUCGCCGCUAUCGGCACUGAAGACGAUAAGGGCACAAAGAUAAUCAGUCUGAGCGGUGCGGUUCUACAUGGGGGACUGGUGGAAGUGCCGAUGGGGACUACGCUGCGAGAGAUUAUCUACGACAUGGGCGGCGGCACACCCGGCGAUGCCGAACUGACAGCGAUUGCUGUGGGAGGUCCUUCGAGCGGCAUAUUCCCUGUGUCCAUGCUGGAUACGCCCAUAAAGCCGGGAUUCAUCCAUGAGUCGGGCGUUAUGCUCGGCGCGGGCGGCGUCAUCGCGCUCGACGACAGCGUGAGUAUUGUGGAUAUGAUGCGCAAGCUCGCGGCGUACAAUGCAAACGAAUCGUGCGGCAAAUGCACUCCUUGCCGAGAAGGGACGCCGCGCAUGGUGGAGCUGGUUGACAACUUAAUAUCAGGACAGGCGUCGGUUAGCGAUCUUGACGAACUGCGGCAGCUCGCCGAACUAGUGAACGCCGCUUCUCUUUGCGGACUAGGACAGGCAGCUGGGAACCCUGUGCUUAGCGUGCUGCACUUCUUUGGCGAUGAGCUGGCGAUGAUGGCAAAUCGUUCAUAG
This is a messenger RNA of Geodia barretti, 1215 nucleotides long. The record is from the annotation of a GenBank genome assembly. NCBI's taxonomy places the organism in Eukaryota, Metazoa, Porifera, Demospongiae, Tetractinellida, Geodiidae.